This is a messenger RNA of Schistocerca serialis cubense, 1496 nucleotides long. Its product is annotated as netrin-1-like. The transcript is spliced from 3 exons. The coding region runs from base 129 to 1490 and encodes 453 amino acids. NCBI's taxonomy places the organism in Eukaryota, Metazoa, Arthropoda, Insecta, Orthoptera, Acrididae. The record is from RefSeq and is a predicted model, not a curated record.
GCGAGUGGGUACCGAGGGACAGCCGACGUCUCGCCCUCAGUAAGGCACUGGUCGCCGCGCGGACGACUGCUCGCGCGCGCCACGCUGUCUGUCGCCUACCUGCUCUUCUGUCCUGUCUUGUCGUCGCGAUGCGCUCGCCGCCGCUGCUGCUGCUACUCCCGCACCUGCUGCUGCUGCUGUCGUCCUGGGCGGCAGCGGCGGUGCACCACGACUCCUACCUGGACCUGUUCGCGGCUCAGCAGGGUGCGCCCCAGGACCCCUGCUACGACGAGCACCGGCCGCGCCGCUGCAUCCCCGACUUCGUGAACGCGGCGUUCGGCGCGCCGGUGCACGCGUCGAGCACUUGCGGCGUGUCGGCGCCGGUGCGCUACUGCGACGCCGACGGCGCGUGCCGCGUGUGCGACCAGGCCAAGGCGCGCCUCCGCCACCCGGCCGCCUACCUCACCGACCUCAACAACCCCAACAACGUCACCUGCUGGCGCUCCGAGCCGUCGCACCCGCCGGCCGGCUCCGCGGGCGACAACGUCACGCUGACGCUCUCGCUGGGCAAGAAGUACGAGAUCACGUACGUGAGCCUGCAGUUCUGCCCGCGCGCCGCCAAGCCCGACUCGCUGGCCAUCUACAAGAGCGUCGACUACGGCAAGACGUGGCAGCCCUUCCAGUUCUACUCGGGCCAGUGCCGCAAGGUGUACGGCCGGCCCAACCGGGCGACCAUCACGCGCGCCAACGAGCAGGAGGCGCUGUGCACCGACGCGCACCGCUUCGGCGACGGCCUGCCCGGGGGCGGCGGAGGCAGCGCCGGGGGCGGCGGCGGCCUGGGGGCGUCGCGCAUCGCCUUCAGCACGCUCGAAGGCCGGCCCAGCGCCGCCGACUUCGACAACAGCCCGGUGCUGCAGGACUGGGUCACCGCCACAGACAUAAAGGUGGUGUUCAACCGGCUGACGCUGCCGCACAGCCUGGACGAGGAGGAGGCCGCGGGGGCGGCGUCCGGGCCGGCGCCGGGCCCCGGCGGAGAGCCGUCGCCGCUGCCGCCCCCGGAGUCUCUGCCGGUGGCGGCGGCCAGCAUCUCGGCCGAGCCGGGCGCCAACGGUCUGCUGGUGUACCGCGGCGGCACGCUCGCCUCGCCGCCCCCGCCGCCCCCGGGGCAGGGCGGCCCGCUGCCGGCCCACUACGCCGUCAGCGACUUCUCGGUGGGCGGCCGCUGCAAGUGCAACGGCCACUCGGCGCGCUGUGUGCCCGUGGGCCGCGACGGCGACGGCCAGCUCGCCUGCGACUGCAAGCACAACACGGCCGGCCGCGACUGCGAGCGCUGCAAGCCCUUCCACUUCGACCGGCCCUGGGGACGCGCCACCGCCACGCACGCCAACGAGUGCAAAGGUAAGCUGCCUUCCUUCAUCAUCCCUCUAUGCAUUGCCAUCCAGCAUUCCACGAGGAAAAAGGUAGUACUAGUGAUACGCCAACUUAAUUUGAGAAUAUUCUUUGCCAUAUGAACAUGC